This is a messenger RNA of Planococcus citri (citrus mealybug), 1909 nucleotides long. RefSeq names its product eukaryotic translation initiation factor 4H-like. The coding region runs from base 132 to 1043 and encodes 303 amino acids. The record is from RefSeq and is a predicted model, not a curated record. Gene Ontology annotation, molecular function: RNA binding. The transcript has 6 exons. Lineage: Eukaryota; Metazoa; Arthropoda; Insecta; Hemiptera; Pseudococcidae.
ACUUCGCGGAUCCUCUCGUCUCAGAAAGGGGUACUUGUUGUACGACUUGCUACUUUGAAUAUCAUCAAACAACCCAUACCUAAAGAAUUCAUUGUUUUGUUUCCAAUAAUAAUUGUUAUGUGAUUUUAAUCAUGGCCGGAAGAAAUCGUUACGAAACCGGACAUGGAAGUGGCAGACCUCAAAAACCUUUGCCGAAGGAACCUCCAUUUACAGCUUACAUUGGAAAUCUACCAAAUGGUGUGACACAAGGAGAUAUUGAGAAAAUGUUUGAACAGUAUAACAUUAAAAGUGUGAGAUUGGUGCAUGAUCGUGAAACUGACAAAUUCAAAGGAUAUUGCUACGUCGAAUUUGAUACUCUUGAAGAUCUUAUUAGAGUUCUUGAAAUUGACGGCAUUCUAUAUGUGGAAAAUCAACUCAUUAGAAUUGAUGUUGCGGAAGGAAAGAGAAAUGAAAAGUCUGGCUUUGAUAGGAUGAAAAAUAGAGGAGGAUUUAACAAUACCCGUGGAAGUAAUCCAACUGGUAACAGAACAGGAGGUGGUGACAGAAGAAAUUUCAACAAUUUCCCUCAAUCGGCUUCUGGACAAGGAAGUGCAGGCAAUUUUUAUCAGAAAGAUCGGGGUUACCAGAAUAAACGAAGCCCACAAUGGGAAAACAAUAGAAGUACGGGUAACAAUUUUGCCGAACCUAGCAGCAAUAACAGAGGGACAUUUGGACAAUUUAAUAAUGAUAGCAGAAGGGGAAUGGGUCCCGGCAACAGAUCUGCAUUUUUCAAUCAGAAACCGCCGCCGAGGCACGACAGAAGUAGACAACAGUUCGAUGAUUUUCCUGAAAAUAGUUCAAGCUCUUCGUCGUCAGAGCAAAGACCAAAAUUAGUGCUACAGCCACGAACAGUUAAAGAUCCAGUGAAUCAGCUUGCAGAUACGGUACAAAAUAGCUUAAUUUUUGGCGGAGCAAAACCCAGAGAAGAAAAGUUGAAAGCGAUGGAAGCUACACAAAGUAAACCAUCUGCAUCUUCAAGCAUCAACCAGCAAUCUGAUGAUUAAUUUGAGUAUUUUUAAUCGCGAUUUGACUUUUGCAUGAGGUAAGUAGUGUAUUGAUAUGAACGUUAAAUAGAUUAUGUAUCGAAUUCGCUUUUGUCGAUUAGACGUUUUUGUAAUUUAAUUUAUUAAUUCGUUAAUAAGUGUUAUUUCUGUGUUACGAAGAUGAAGGGUCUAAAAAAAUAUAUAUGUAUGUUGAUUUGCUUUUAUAUAUCCUAUGUUUUCCCUCGUUGGUAUGCAAAGAAAUCAAAGUAUUAUUCAAAAUAAAGUAUAAAAUAUUUCCUACAAAUUGAUUCGUCUUCGAAAAAAAAAAAUUUCCAUUAUAUUACGAAAUUUGUACAAAUACUCCACGUUUAAACGCUUUUCAUUGAAGCGAUAAAAUAUUUACAUACGCAGUCAAUAAUGUGAUAAUAUAUUUUAUCUAUUUUGUAGCAUGUAGGCUUCUGUUUUGUACUACAGCUGAAAUAGAAACCGUCGAAUAUAUUUUACUUGUACAGGCUAGAAAUUAACCAGAGUCGUAUAAUAAUGUAUGUUUUUGUUUUCGAAUGGUUAUUAUUUGUGUGUUAGGUAGUGUAAUAAACGAUUGAAAUUCCAUGAACUACUUCUGUAUUAUUUCUAUAAUUUAAUUUAUUCGCUACUAAGGUACGGCCUUAAGUGGUCAAGUAUGCUGGCCAUUUUCGUGUGUAACAUAGGAUACAAUUUUUUUGAUUAUACUUAAUAGGAUUUUGUAAUGUUUAAAAAUUGAAGUUGUUUAAUUAAAACUUAUUUUUUUACACUGUUAAUAUUAUCUGUAACAGCAUUUAUUGUUAUUUUUAGUUCCAUAAGUUUUUGGUAAAAUUAUGUAUGUGUAGUAAUAAAUACGUAAUUAUGAA